AUGUCAAAAUACAAACUUUACAAGAUUAUGCAAAGUCCACAUGAAGUGAUUGUCACACUGAUAUUGAAACUACAGCACCAAGGGCUACUUAAUGAUUCCUAUUAUCCACAAGUGAUGGCUGGAACCGUACCCAUACCUAGGGAAGUAGCAAGUGUGUUGUUUAUAAUGGAUCAGAUUAGAUGUAGUUAUGACGUGGCUCUUGCUUCUAAGAGGAAAAUGGCGGAACUGAUCAAGAUGAUUGCUGUCCUUAUGAUACUUCUGACAAGAUUGGAUCCCAUUAAAGGAGGAUCGCGCUUUUACCAGCAGGUGGCGCCGUCGUUCCACCCCGAGCUCAUGGACGCUUUUGUGACGUCGGUGAACUUGUCAAAUGUGAUGUACAGUUUUGCGUGUGCUCAGCAGUGCAACUGGAACUCCUGCUGUCGUCUCGCGUGUCAGGCAGGUCCUAUGUGCGAAAUGUACGAGACCAAAGUGGCCGGGCACUGGGCUGGCACGGACGACCCCUCCGCCGUGACCUUUGACACCUGCAUCACAAAAUGGGUCACGAAUCCCCGUUCAUCUCCUCCCGUCAUGACCUCCGCCUCGUCUACCAGCCAAGGAUCCGACGCUAGGAAGGCCGUCGACGGAUUUAUCGGCAGGAACGUCUCCCUCUGCUUCUCCUCCGGCCAGGAACCGAAUCCCUGGUGGAUGGCCGACCUCGGGCGCGUGAAGCGAGUGUCCCAGGUGAGGAUUCACACGAGGCAGGAUGGCCUCGGGAGCGAGUUCCUCUCGGUGUUGGUUCGCCUCGGGAAUUCCUCGGAUCCGCUCGCUGUUUCGAAUGACACUUGCUUGCACGGCUCGUUGGAUCAGGAUUAUCCGGAGGGUUUUGCAGGGAACGCGUCUGACUCGGGGAACUCGACCGACGUGGGAAAUUCGACUGAUCCUUUGGGAAGCUCAACAGGUCUAGGAGAAACUACAGUUCCAGUGAAUUCGACAGAACCGGGAAGCACGGCAGGCCCCUCGGGAAGCACAACAAAUCCUCCAGGAACCACGACAAAUCCUCCAGGAACCACGACAAAUCCUCCAUUUAACACAACAGAUCCUCCAGGAAUUUCAACCACGCAAGGAAAUUCAUUGGGAACCUCAACAAGUCCAGGAAUCUCAACCUCAGCCAAUCAAGGAAGUACGACAGAGCAUUUGGGAACUUCAACGGAACAAGCCAUUUCAACCCAGGGGCCAACAGUAAAGAGACGCAAACGAAAUAUUGAUCCAACCCAGUCAACACCUACAGAAACCCCCCAGUCAUCCCAACCAGAAGUUGGGACCUCAACAUCCCAACCAGGAGAGUUACAACAACAUCCCAACCAGGAGUUACAACAACAUCCCAACCAGGAGUUACAACAACAUCCCAACCAGGAGUUACAACAACAUCCCAACCAGCAACAACAUCCCAACAGGAGUUACGACCUCAACCAUCCAACAUCCGAACCAGGAGUUACGACCUCAACAUCCGAACCAGAAGUCACUACCUCAACAGCCUCUCCCGAUCUAGGUCCCCAGUGUGAAACCUCGAAUGAAACCAAGGACCACGUGUUUCGUCUCAACCCAGUGAUAGGUUCCAACCCGGGAGAAGCCCCUCUGGCGGCCGAGGUGGUGUUCAGCCUCCCUCAAGCCGUGAGUGGGCGCUACUUGUCCAUCCAGAGCUUAGAGUCGGAUCCUAGCAAUGUGUUGACCAUCUGCAACGUUGAGGUGUUGGAGCAGCAGAGGGAACCGGUGAUGAGGAACUGCCUCGACGUCCGAGACAAGGUGAGCAACCGGAGCGGCGUCUACACCGUCCACCCGCACCCCUGCUGCCCCCUCGAAGUGAUCUGCGACAUGGACACCGACGGCGGAGGAUGGACGGUCAUCCAGCGUCGGCAAGACAUCCUGCCGCGACAGGACUUCUUUCGGCCGUGGCACGAGUACGUCGUCGGCUUCGGACAAAGGCCCUGCGGCGAGUUCUGGCUGGGCCUCGAGAACAUCCACGCCCUCACCGGCCAGACGCCGAACCAGCUGAGGAUCCUUCUCGAGGACUUCGACGGCGCGACGCGGUGGGCCAACUACGGCUAUUUCCACGUCGGCGAUGAGGGCGCGUCCUAUGCCCUGACCGUGGCCAACUACACAGGCGAUGCUGGCGAUUCCCUGGCUUACCAUAAUGGCCAGAAAUUCUCGACGAAGGAUCGGGAUUCGGAUGAGUCUUCCACUAACUGCGCAGAGAGAUUCCGCGGCGCUUGGUGGUACAAAAGCUGUAUCCAUUCCUGUCUGAACGGCGAGUACCUGGGUGGCUCUCACAACUCCAUCCAUGAAGGUAUCUACUGGAGGGCGUGGCGCGGCUAUUACUACUCCCUGAAGGCUGCUACCAUGAUGAUUAGACCAGCUGCUUGACAGGCGUUGUGACUGUGUGGUUGUAGACCUUGAUCACACUUUUCCCACUGGCACUGACUGAUUAUUAUGUCCACCCUAGAUAGAUUGAGAGUAUCGCAUCUGAUAUAUUUAACAAUAGACGAGUCUUUUGGCAUCACUUGUAUGCAUAAUAUCCUUAGUUUUCUUUUUGUCUCUGUUUUGUGUUUUUGAUGUAGUUGUUUGAGAACCACUGACCAUCCCUAUAAAAAAUGGAGACCAACUGUGGAUCACCCCCAUUUUGAGUAAUGUUAAGAAAGGAUAUGCAAAGAUAUUUCGGGUUUGACAUGUACUUACGGACAUAUGGAAAUUAUGUGACAUAACGGCCAUGUCAGAUUUGAAUCUGAAAUGUAUCGAACAUUUCCAGUAAUCCAUUAUGGGAUUAUGCAAGCGUAUGUAAUAGGCACUUUUUUUAAAGAGUUGAAUUAUUCAUUUUUAUUAGAAUGUUUGUCUAUGCAGGCAGGUUACAGGAUAUAGAAUUAGCACAUUAUUCAUGAUUGUUCACUAUUCAUGUCUUAUCUCAGCCUUUUGAAAAGAAUGUCAUCGAAAUAAAGGAAAAGGUGUAUUAAGAAGAAAGAGGAAAUUAGUGUUUUUGAGAUUACCUGAUCAAGAAUGUCAACUGUAUGUCCAGGCACUUUGACGUCACAGAGAAGUACUUUAUUCACUUAAGAGAAAUUAUAAUCUGUUUUCGAAUAUAUACCCAAUUAUGAAAUGUGUUUCGCGUCAGUA
Penaeus vannamei (Pacific white shrimp) is the source of this 3144-nucleotide messenger RNA. The record is from RefSeq and is a predicted model, not a curated record. Lineage: Eukaryota; Metazoa; Arthropoda; Malacostraca; Decapoda; Penaeidae.